GGAAACGCAAGCUCCUGUGCCGAGUUACUCACACGAGAAACGACCACGAAACGCCCGUGCGUGGUGCGAGGUGAAAGACCGCGGACGAUCGAGACGUCCCCCCGAACACUCCCGAAGGCGACGCCACCGCGAUGGCGUCCGCCGACAUAUCGACCGCCAGCAGCCAGAUCUCCGCCUUGCCAGUCGAAGAACACAAGCGUAUCGUCGACGAGUCGCUCCUCACCAAAAUGAAGAGCCUCGUCGAAAGGAUAAGGCUGGAGAACACGACCUUGAAGAAGUCGCUCGACAUCGAGCGGAGCGAAGUCAGAGCACUUAAAGCCCGUUAUGACAGCGCUCUCAGGAAUCUAAAGACUGAACACAGGAAGCGAGAAGAGUUCUUAGAAAAACAGUUGAGAACCAUCGCUAGGCCCCACAAACAGACGGACGAUGCACAGUCCGCUUGUGGCAGACUCACAGACGUCAAAAGAUUAACAACAGAGGUUCAGUCUUUAAAAGCAGCUUAUAAGGGUCUUCAAGAAAAACUUAAGGUCGCACAAUCGGCGGAGUGCGCACGUGCGGCUGAGCUCAGGGCCCAGGCGGUGAGACACGCGGCUCUGGAGCAAGCCGCACGAAGGGAUGCACGUGCGCAAUGCCAUAAACUGCUGGAGGAAAUCAAAUCGAAGGAGCGGACAAUAGCACUGCUGAAACGAGAGGCGGCAAAAUCGACCGCGCAACAAAACGAUCAGGCGCAGAGAAUGGAGUGCGGAGCCAAUGAAUUCACCAGGAAACUGCGUGUUGAUCAGGGAAAAGAAAAGAGUAAUCGUGAAGAUCUAAAAACGGAUAUUCAACACAGGAAAGAAACGUUUUACAGGGAGGCUCCUUCAGACGAAGAUUCGGCGGUAUCGUCCGCGCCCGCCUCUCUCUCACCGCAACCACUUAACGAUAUGUGGUCAUGCGGGCAGUGCCGUUUGUCCGUCGAGCGCGCCACAGCCGCCGCUCGCGAGUGCACCAGGCUAGAGGACGCGCUCAGAGACGCGCGAGACCAGCUCGAGCUCAUGGAGUUCCGCCUGCUGGAGUUGGAGGACGCGCAUCCCGACAAGGGUGCUAGGGAUAACCUAACAGACUCAGAUUCGGGUUGCGUGUCUCCCGGGUCCCGAAUUAAGGAUUCUGCGUCGCCUGAACUCAAACGAAUGGAUUCCGGGUACAAAUCACCCCACGCUCCAAGCAGUCCCUGUAACCCGCGGCGACAUUUGGGCUCCCACGACGAUUUCAAAGAAGACUUCGCCAAAGCCCAAGUUCUCGCAGAUAUCUUAGAUCGAAACUCCGAAGCGACUAGUGAUUCGUUGAGAAGUAAUCCGGUUAAGGAGCACCUCGAACAAAUGAUAUUGAACGCUGCAUCCGCCGAGGACAGGGGCUGUCUGGAGCAAGUCUUAAUGCUGCUAUACAACCUUCAAGCUUUGAGCAGCUCAGUCAGCGAAGAUGAGUGCUUUCAGGCAAAACCGAAACGACUAUGCGACCUAAGAGUUAACGCAGACAUUCCGGCGCACAAAACUCACAAAGCGAUCGCAACGGUCACACCGUACCAACAGAAGGGCUACAAAUGCGAAUCCCUGGAGAGCCUUAGCGAGGACAGGAAGCCGAUAAACGUUUUGCAGGAGAGCGGCAUCUUCGAAGGAGUCGAAACAGAAACGAGAAGCACACAGACGGACGUUAACGAAAACUUUGAAUGCACCGGUGAACUGAACACUGAAAUUCAACGACUGAAUAGUAUUAGGGAGAAACUUGAGAGGCAAGCUAGAAAUAAGACGAUAAGUGUGAAAGACGAUGGCGAGGGCCUGGAGUGUAGAUGCGUGAAGCUGGGGAAGAAGCACAAGCAGUAUUACGAGAGGAGGCUUAAGUUCUUGGAGGGAAAGAUCUCUAUUUACGAGGCGGCUCAAGACGUCAAAGAAUCUAAGCUCGCCCAGAGGCUGCAAAAGGAGUUUCUGCUAGAAAAUAAGAUUGAGGAAUUGGAAACGCAAUUAGCGGACCUUCAAGAGAAAUAUGAGAGGCUAGAAGAGGAUUGUUGUGAGUUGGAAGAAAUUGAGAACGAUACGCGCUUGCAUUGGCAGCAGCUGGAGAUGGACUACGAACUGUGCUCGGCGCAGCUCAGAGACAUGACGGAGCAACGGGAAUGUUCGAGGGCCCAGGCCGAGCGACUCAUGGCGGAGCUCAGCAACAGGGAAUGUGCGCUCAAGGCCAGAGAGAACGAGCUGGUGUCGCGGCUGGACAAGCUGGAGAAGGCCGUCCCGGCGCUGAUAGCGUGGAACGUGCUGCAAGUCAUCGGGGCUAGUGUGUCGGCGGGGGGCCAGCGAGCGUUAAUGAACCGAAUGGGCCCGUACAACCAGAACACGAAGCUGGUCAUAGCUCAAAUCAAGCAGGAGUCUAAGAAGGGCGGCUGCGGAGCCCUGGUCGCGUGGGGCGAGCCCCCCGCCGCACCCCCACCGCGCCGCGCCGAGCUUCAAGAACAGCUCACCAAGUUACUAUCAGAGAAGAACGAGAUAGAAAAGCGAUCGUCACAAGUCCAGAACAAUUUAGAGAGGAAGAUACGGGAGUUAGAGGAAGAACUUGAGACCGCCAGGAGACAGGUAGCGGCCGCCGCAUGUGGGGCUGAAGUCAAGAAGGAAAACAUCGAAGGGAAGAUUGAGGACUUGGAACAGAAAAUACGAAAGGAGAAGGAAGACGAAAAGCUCCCAGUUGAUCCGACGAUGGGCAGCAAGAUUCGGGCGUUGCUGAUCAGCGAACAAGACUUGAAGAGCAGAGUGGCGGAGCUGGAGAGGCGGGAGACUGCGUAUCUGGAGAUGCUGACGCAAGCAGACGACAUGUGGGCCGAAAUGGAGGGCGGGUACAAGAAGAAGAUUGAAGAGUCGCAGGCCGCGGAGACGCAGUUGAAAGGAAAGAUUAAAAAACUCGAAUCAGAAAGAGACGAAUGGAAGAAGUACUUCGAGCCUAUAAAGCAGAAGCUUCGUGAAGUGGAAGAGAGCGAGUCCGGCCUGCGCAUCGCCCUGGAGAAGGCGGAGCGGGACGGCCGGGCCCUCGCCGCACAGAACCACAACCUCACGGCCAUGUUCGGCAGGGCUGACGCUGAAGCCAAGAAAGCUGAGGCGGCCUUCAAAACCCUCGAAACUAAGUUCAAAAAGGAGAUAGAGCAGCUGCGCAGGAUCAACAAGCAAGUCGACGAAGAGCUGAAGGCUCAGAGGGACCUGUCGAAGAAAACGGAGCUCGGCUUCAUUGGAGACCUGGAGUGCAUCAGGAAGGAGCUCAGCAGAGCCUGCAAGAACAACCAGGAGCUGGAGGUCACCACCAGCGAGCUGAAGGAGGAGGUCGAAUCUCUGGAGAGACAGUUAGCUUUGACGCAGAAAGCGUUAACUCAAUGCAAGAGGAAGUGCGACGAGAGGAUCAAGAGGAUGAGCCACGAGCUGUCCAUCAAGACUGAGGAGUUGGAGGAGCUGCGGAGCGAAACCCUGAGGCAGUCGUAUCGCGCGGCGCGGCCAGAGCUGCGGCCAGAGCGCACUGAGUACGUGGACGAGGGUCACGCCCCCCGGGGGGCGGCGCUCCCGCAGAUGCACCACAGCAUGAGCUACAUCACAUCAGACUCACGCUGCUCGUGCCCCUUCAUGAGGAGCCAGCUGGUCGGCCAGCUCAUCGAGGACCUGUUCGAGCGGCUGCACGAGAGGGGCGACGAGGACCUGGCGCGCCUCUGCCGGGACCUCGCGCCCACGGAGGGCCGGGAGGAAGUCACAAACGAAACCAAAGCGAAAAUCACGAAUUACCUCCUAAUGGCUAUCUCUAAGGAGCUCGUUCGGUCCAUCGGAGACGCAGACGCUAAGACCGAAACUGAGGAGUGGCGGCGCUCCGUACGCGCGUCGCUGGGCCAGUGCGGCGGGCUGACGCGCGGCAACGCGGGCGUGCUGCAGGGCGCGGCGCGGCUCGCGUCCGUCACGUGCGCAUGCGCAGCCGCCGCGCUGUGCGCCGCCGCACCGCGACUGGCCGACGCCGUCAACACCUGUCAACAGGAAGUACUGGAUCACGGUGAUGUUAAAAUAAUGGAAGAACAAUUGGCGAACGCAAUCGAAAGCAUUGUUAAUUGUCCAUCUUGUGCAUUGGGUACAAAUGCGAUAAUUUGGAGCACGGACGUCUGACGCCGCCAUGCGUUCGAUUAAAUAAGUAAUACCUCCACCGACCUCACUCUGGUGCCUUCAUUAGUUAAGCCGUUAGUUUAUACGAACUGUAAAUACAAUUUGUAUAUUAAUUAAGGAUAAUACUCUUUUUUUGAAUACUAAGUAUAAAAUAAUCGAAACAUUGUCGAACAAGUGUACCUAUCGAGUAGUGUUAUAUAGUCUGUGCAUGGUUUUCGAACUUUUUGUUGUCUGUGCCAAUUGUUUUUUUUUUGUAAACUGGCUUGCAAUUUCAUUUCCCAUAUUUUUUAUAUAUAACAUUGUAAUGUUAAGGUUACGUAGAGUUUUAUCUAGAUAAAUAUGUCUGGACAUAAAUAGAUGACAUCAUACAUAAUAAAAUAUAUAUACAUACUCAUUGUUUGUUUCAAAUAAAUAUUUGCAAGUCAGCUAGUGUUGUGUACGUACGUAUUAAUUACUUAUUUCGAAGUAUCGAAUAAUAGAACAAGUCAUUCACAAAAUAUCGAUAACAUUAAUAAUUGAUAAAUGUUAAACGUAAUAAUAAAAUGUUUUUUAUUAUUAAUUUACGAAACAUGAAUAAAUUGAUGAAUUAAAAUCAU
Molecule: messenger RNA, 4750 nt
Organism: Bombyx mandarina (wild silkworm)
Lineage: Eukaryota; Metazoa; Arthropoda; Insecta; Lepidoptera; Bombycidae
Gene: Pif1A
Product: PFTAIRE-interacting factor 1A
Source: RefSeq, a predicted model, not a curated record